Messenger RNA from Dracunculus medinensis (Guinea worm), 201 nucleotides. The record is from the annotation of a GenBank genome assembly. Lineage: Eukaryota; Metazoa; Nematoda; Chromadorea; Rhabditida; Dracunculidae.
AUGUUUCAAGCUACAGCUGCCCUGAAAAAUAGGCGGAAUAAUUUUCGACGGUUACCUACUCGAGCUGCUCUCUGUGUGUUCAAAGCCAUUUUUGUUACAUUUCUAAGUGAUUGCGAAGCCACUGAAGUGCUAGCACUUCCUGAGAGGCGCGCAGUACAGUUGGACAGCUGUAUCCAAGUUGUUCCUUUCCAAGUUGUAUGA